UGAUAGAUUUAAAGAUGAGGUCACUAUGAUGAAUAAUGAACUAGGCACAGUUGCAACUUAUAGAAUGGAGAUGGAACUUUGGGCUUACCUUUAUACUCUACAAAAGACCAUAGAUCUAAUGGACUCAAACACAAAGAUGAGUAUGGAAGACAAUAAUGAAACCAGCUGA
This is a messenger RNA of Acaulospora colombiana, 169 nucleotides long. NCBI's taxonomy places the organism in Eukaryota, Fungi, Glomeromycota, Glomeromycetes, Diversisporales, Acaulosporaceae. The record is from the annotation of a GenBank genome assembly.